UGUUUGAAGUUCAUGGUUCAGUUCAAGUCCCUUUUGAGAGUGCAGAAAGAGAAGGUUUCUAGGACCCAGCUAGUUUGGUCUUCUUCAGGCUCUUCAGAGUGAUUACAGGGUGGGAGGUAGGAUUCUGGGUUUAGUGGUAUGUAUGAAUGAGAGGGAGAGAGAAAAUCUGAACUGAAAAGACUUGUGGUAGAAUAGCUCUGGCGUCGCCAGGCAACUGACCUGACGCAACCAAAAAAAAAAAAAAAAAAAAGUCCCUUAAAAAAAAAAAAAAAGAAUAGCACCGCGAAUUCACAGGAGCAUGGGAGAAAAGGGAGGGAGUGAGAGGAGAGGGAGAGGCAGCUACUGAGACAGUAACCAAAAGGCUAGGAAGCAAGUAAAACCACACCACAAAUAACAAGUUGGGUGUAUGGAGGAAGAAGACUGAGAAAAUAUGCCUCUGGAAUAUUAAACGGGAUGGCCUCAUCUGUGUGUGUGUGUAUGUAUGUGUGCGAGCCCCGGGCACUCUGAUAUGUGGAUGUGUACAGCAGACAGAGGAGCAGGACCUGAGACUUCUGCUGCCACUGGCAUUUGAAGGACCUUGAUCCCUCCUCCGGGGGCCAACAAUAAUCCAGUCCUGUGGAUCCUCUACACUAUCAUCUAGGCAAUGAUCUCAAGAGCCUGGGGCUGAGGAAGAAGAAGAAGAGAAAGAGAGGAAUUGCAUUGUUGCCAGUUACACUUGAUGCUUUGGGGAAACAAGAGGUUGUAGGAUGACUACACCCCAGAUUCACAUAGAAGAAGUGGUAGGUGGAGAAGGAGGAUUCUUAGGGGCAACCCCUCCUCCUGAUGACCACCUUCUGAGCCUGAAGGUUCUCACAGAGAAACUGAGGCUUCAGACACGGAGGCCUUCCUACCUGGAAUGGCAAGCCAAGCUGGAGGAGCAGACUUGGAAUUUCCCCAGGUCUACUGAUGAGCAGGAGGGAAAAGAAUCAAGGAAAUCCACCGAAGAGGAGUUGCCUCACCUAAGGAAGCUGAAACAACAGUUACAUGGGAGUAACAGUCAGGAUCAGCCACCUCUGACUACUAGAAAACUGGAUAGUUUUGAAAGUAUUGAUGAAGCUUUGCAUUGGCUAAGGAAGGAACUGGCAGAGAUGCGAUUGCAGGAUCAGCAGUUGGCCCGACAGCUGAUGCGCCUCCGCAGCGACAUCAACAAGUUGAAGAUAGAGCAAACCUGCCACCUCCACCGGAGGAUGCUCAAUGAUGCUACUUAUGAGCUGGAAGAGCGGGAUGAGCUGUCUGACCUCUUCUGUGACUCCCCUUUGGCCUCCUCCUUCAGCCUUUCCACCCCACUUAAGGUCAUUGGAGUGACCAAGAUGAACAUCAACACCCGCAGAUUCUCCCUCUGCUGAAGGAGAAUGAGAUGUGGAGAUCAUCGAAAGGGGAGUGGUGCAGUAAAGGGUUAGCAGGGAGAUACACAAGCUCAGAUGCCCAUCAGCAGUGGGACAAGUUCCAGGUGGAGAGGUUCCUGAGCACGGGGCUGAGCUCCUCAGGGAACUGAGGAGCUUGCAGGUCUUGGCUGGGGUGAUUUGGAUCCACCAGAACUAAGGAACUAGCACUUUCAGACAGAUGCCUUCAAGAUUCCUUAUCUGCUUAAUAUCUGAGGGUUCCUUCUAUAAAGCUGUUUUACUAGUGAUAGUGCUGUAAGAGAUUGGUUCCUUCCAACCUCCUAGUCGAGCCUCCUCUCCAUUCCAUGCCCAUGUGCCUGUGAACACAAAUCACUGGUGCUAUGACCAGGGCUGCUAAAGGGAGGAAAAAGUCCCUCUGCCCCAGGCACUGUGGCCCUACCCUUAUUGCCAAAGGAUCUCCAUGGGUAUCAGAUAUAAUGAACCCCCAAAUUAUAGGGAGGUGAUUCUUGUGCUCAGUGUACCCAUCUCAGUGUCAAUGUCCCUCUUAAAGUAUUCUCCAUGUAUUCUAAUCUAAUCAAAUCUAGAAGCAUUUAUUAAUGCUGUGGUAGGCACCGUGUAUACAAAGAGAAAAAAGUGUUCUUCCCCAAGGAGUGCAUUCUUCUGAGUGAGUAGUAGGACUCUACUACUUAUACAGUUAGGUAGCAGAUACACUUUUACAUAGGCUUUCUUGGAAAGGGAACUCCUAGAACUAACAGCUAGGAUCGUGUGUUCCUGGGUGCUGAAGAGUAAGAUCCUUUUGGCAAAGCUAGUCAAAACCUUUGCCAGUUUUUGGUUUAAGUUCUUAGGUAGCAGUAGAAAGAGAUACCAUUUCUGCUACAUAGUCUGAUGGGCCUUCUCUAAUGUAAUGCAUUAGGGACACAUGUUGAACUUAGGUUUUACUGUCAUUGAGCAGAAAAUACCCAAGAGAACCGCCAAAGACGCCAUGUAUUGUUGUUCCCAUUUCUUUAUUCCUCCCCCUCAUGCCCAAGGGAUCACCAUGAAGAUCACACAAUAGGUUGAAUUCAAUUUUUCCCUUUAAGAUAACCAUAGAGUUACCUGGGAAGUGCCAGAAAAUGCCUCUUCACUGAGCUUGCUUGUACCACCUCCCUAACUUUAUUUCCAUUUUUACUGCCUUCCACAAAGACAAUCAAAAUCAGCUAUCACCAAGUCUAUGUAUCCAACCAAUUUCCCAAUCUGAUUGAAUUAAACAGUUACUUGUAAUAGCAGGUAACUGAUUAGUUCUAUCCAAAGGGAGGAACUAGUUGAUUGUGACAGUGCUCUGGGCCUAGAAGAAAUGCUUUCUGUUUUCAUAGAACCAUCUCCACUGACACUGUAAAGGCCAAUAUCUGAGAGAACUGAGACUCAACAAAUCAAAAAAAAUCCAAAAAACCCAAACAACAGAAUAUUUGUCACAAUGUCCCCAAAUCAGCAAUAAUUGAAUUAUAAGAGCAUUAACUUCAGAACUAGAAAAGACCAAUAAUAUCACCUUGUCCAAUUCCUUUAUUUUGAAGGCUCUGCACAAAUAACUUAUUCAAAGUCAUAAAGUUACUUAACAAUAUAGCUCUCCACUUUUGCUUUAACCUAGUUUCCUCACAUUUCCUGUGCAAUCCAGCUCAGCUGAUUUCCCAGCCCUGCCUCCUUCACUGUAUACUCCUCUUUUUUGAAUUUAAAAUGUUUUGCCCAGCCCCAGAUGGGUUUCUGGACAGCAGAGAGCACAUAGAUUAACAUUUCUACUCUUUAAGCACAACAUCCUACUGCUCUUUUUCUCCUUUAAGGUUCCAUGGGACUUAGUCAAGACACUUUUAAGAGUUUUUAUUCUAUUUUCUGAUUUCUCCCUAAUCCCUGAGCACAACUCUAAUAAAAACAAAAAACACCCACACAUUACAGAUAAGAGCCUAGGCUAUAAAAAUAUCCUUUAUGUGAAAAUGUGCACAUAAGCAAUUAAGUCACUGGAAUAUAUAAGUAAGGAAAAGAGCAAAGAGGAGAAAUAUGGUAGGUGAACAAUAACUUGAAGUACUUCUGGAUUUUUCUAGGUGGCCAAAGAAUUUGAUUAUUUCUGUCAUUUGGAGCAGGUGGCAGAAGGAUAAGACAGUGAUCUAAGAUAAACUUACCCAGAGCUUUGAUUUCCACCUUCUGAUCUGAAAAGAAAAGGAGGUUUAUAGCACAAGUACAUCCUUGUGAAGUUGGUACUGGGCUCCUGCACUAAAUAUAUCUUGUAGAAGCUGGAGACUAUCACCUUAAUAAUGAUUUCAAUGUUUACCUAGAAACACCAAUGUACUCUAAGAGGCACUCCUGAGCUUCUUGGAGAAAGAGGCCUUUAAUGCAAUGGGGAAAUGCAGUGUUAGGAUGAAUAGAAAUCUGAUUUAUUAUGAGAUAGAGAAGAUACUCUUUUUCCCAUAUGUACAGAGGCAUGUACAAAUGGUCCAUGUCUCUCACACAGAAAUUAGAUACCCAAGCACUCAAAAUAUACUCACACACUUCAAACAUAUAUUUAAUCAGAACAAUUUUAGACCUACAAUGUAGAUGGGAACUGACCAACUUAAAGUGCACUCCCAAUUUUGGCCCAAGUACAUAAUCUGAGCAAUGAUCAAUAUGAUAGAUAGUGGAAAAAUUGGCCCUUUAGAUGGAAAAACAUGAUUUGACUCAUUAUUGAUUUGAUACAUUCACUUAUUUAAUUCACAGUUAUUGAGUGUAUGGAACUAUUUUAGGUAGAGAGAGAGGGCAACACUGAUAAAUAUAAUAUAGAUGUCCACUCUUCCUUCUCUCAAGAUUUUGUGAUCUUAUAUACGAAUAUUUACAGUCAAAGGAAAAGUGCAUUGAAGAGGCUUGUAUAAAGCCCCUUGGCUUUAUGAGAUAAUGGGACUAAAAAGGGGGGGGGGGGAAGCAGUUUCUGACAUGUGGCUGCAAGCUUCCUCAUAGUCUCCAUUUUCCAGGAGUGAUUCUUUUCAAAUAGUAGUGCAUUCCCAUCACUUUUCCUGUGUCAGUCAUAACUUUGUAUUGAAAGUUCCUUUGUAGAUUGGUCCUGCCUUGGGCAAAUUAUUGCACAAAUAAAUUCCAUCUCCUUUCCCCUCUCCAUUCUCAAUACAAAUUUAAUCAUUCAAGGUAGGCCUUAACGUUCUCUGCCAACAGACUCACCAGAUUUAUAAUGGGUAGCUAACUGGUCCAAUGUGUGUAUUAUGUCUCCUGCUUGCAUUGUUUUCUUAAUCUGUCCUGUGCCAAGCAUCUCAAGUGUGACAUGCAGCAGACAUAUCAUUGUCUAAGUAACAUUGUCUAAUGGCUUUGUAUUUACAGUAGCCAAUCAUGAUGGUCUAUUGACCCUCAGAUAUCCUGACAGUUUUGGAUCUCCUCACAUGUAUCUCUUAGCAAUACCAAGUGCUAUUACAUAGCUGACAAUUUCUAAUUUUAUUUUUUUGAUUAUUUGUUUCUAUAUUGCUGUUAGAAAAAUCAAAAUAAAAAAAUAAAAUGAUGUGCAUUUUAGAAGACAAGAA
This is a messenger RNA of Antechinus flavipes (yellow-footed antechinus), 4909 nucleotides long. RefSeq names its product family with sequence similarity 167 member A (gene FAM167A). Bases 747 to 1385 code for a protein of 212 amino acids. The record is from RefSeq and is a predicted model, not a curated record. The transcript has 3 exons. Lineage: Eukaryota; Metazoa; Chordata; Mammalia; Dasyuromorphia; Dasyuridae.